Molecule: messenger RNA, 1821 nt
Organism: Ceratosolen solmsi marchali
Lineage: Eukaryota; Metazoa; Arthropoda; Insecta; Hymenoptera; Agaonidae
Exons: 7
Coding region: 67-1821 (584 amino acids)
Biological process (GO): regulation of DNA-templated transcription
Cellular component (GO): nucleus
Molecular function (GO): DNA-binding transcription factor activity, RNA polymerase II-specific; ATP binding; RNA polymerase II cis-regulatory region sequence-specific DNA binding
Source: RefSeq, a predicted model, not a curated record
AAGAUAGAAGGGAAGAAAAUGUUGAAUCAGUACAUGGUAUUGAUGAUCUUUCGAUGACCUAAGCAUAUGUCGAAUCCAUUACGAGAUGCACGACGAGGUGUAACGGUGGAAAAUUACGUGAGAGGUUUCAAUUCUUUACACCUUCAACAGCAAGUUACCUUAGUCAAGACGGUAUCGGCUACGAAUGAAAAUUAUUUGCAUCCUCUCCAAUACCAACAGCAACAUAAUCACUAUCAACACCAUAAUCACAACCUUCAUUACUAUCCACAUAAUCAUCAAAGCCAGCCAGCGAGCAGCAGUCGAUUAAGGAGGUUAAGAACAUUGUCAUUACAUCGUAGUAUUGAGACAAUGCACUUAUCUGCUGAAACGCAGACACAGCAUCAGGCUACUGUACAAGCCAAUCAGCGUCCUGAUUACGCUCUUACAGCUGAUCUCUUGGCAGAGAGAACGUUGAAUGGUUUAUUAGCCGAACAUCCUGGUGAACUUGUUCGAACCGGUUCACCGCAUGUUGUGUGCACAGUACUCCCGACUCAUUGGCGUUCUAAUAAGACAUUACCAGUAGCUUUCAAAGUUGUAGCACUUGGAGAAGUAGGCGAUGGGACAUUGGUCACCGUAAGAGCUGGUAAUGAUGAAAAUUGUUGUGCCGAGUUGAGAAAUUCUACAGCCCUUAUGAAGAACCAGGUAGCCAAGUUCAAUGACCUUAGGUUCGUUGGACGUAGUGGUCGGGGAAAAAGUUUUACGCUAACGAUUAUGCUUCAAACGUCACCACCUCAAAUAGCAACUUUAUCUAAGGCUAUAAAAGUAACAGUAGAUGGGCCAAGAGAACCACGAUCAAAAACACGGCAUCAGGCGUUUCAUCCAUUCCAUUUUGGGCCUCGAUCAUUUCAUUUUGGACAUCUACAGGAUCCGUUAGGAUUUAAAUUGUCUGGCUCAUCUACGGCAGAGCUCGGAACGAUUAGCGUUUCUAUUCAAGAAGUAGCUCCUGUUCCGUCCACUGAAAAUAUUGGUCUAGGAUUACCAGUAACUAUAAGCACAUCGACACCAACGACUAUUGAAUCAACGACGACAACGACAAAUAAUGCCAAUCCAUCCGAUCACCAUUCGUACUUUCAAGGCCUUCAUCUUCUAGGCACAUCGAAUUCCCUAUUUAGCUCUAUACUGGCACCACUUCUACCACAAUCUUCAUGGUUAUAUAAUCCAAUAUAUCAUACCCAGCAAUACAUAUUAGAGCCAGAAUGGCAUGCACUAGCUUUACAUAUGGCCCAACAGCGUCUACAGAAACCCGAUCUAUCACGUCUCGAGGACCUCCGUAAACUACGCGAUAAUAGCAAUAGCCCCGAAGACAAAUCUAAGUAUAAGGAGGAAACUUCCCGAGAUUUGGACAGUCUCGAUGGCAGCAUAGAAGUAGAUGAUAGUGAGGGUCCUCGACCUAAGAUCGAACACUGCUCACAGAGCGAGGAGUCCUUGGAACAGGAUAGUCUAAGAAUAUCGCCUGUCAGAAACGACAACGAAUGUUUCCAAGAAGAGACUAUGGGUCGUCUGCGACCAAGUCUGGAAAAUGGUAACGAUUACGGUUAUAUCACACAGUUGAAUCAUCAAGAUCAAAUCAAUCAGUGUGAUUUGAAUGUGAAAAUUCGAAUGGAAGGCACAGUUGAUUUGAGCAAGAAAACCAGAACUCAACAUCAAAAUAAAGAGAACGUCGGUCAGGAUUUGACAACAACAAAACGGAAGGAAGAAGAAGUUGAAAUAGCAGAAAGACAAGCAACUAGGCACAGGAAGGACAGAAGUCCAAAGCCUAGACAAGUCUGGAGACCCUAUUAA